Messenger RNA from Cladophialophora psammophila CBS 110553, 516 nucleotides. RefSeq lists its product as uncharacterized. The record is from RefSeq and is a predicted model, not a curated record. The transcript has 2 exons. Lineage: Eukaryota; Fungi; Ascomycota; Eurotiomycetes; Chaetothyriales; Herpotrichiellaceae. The coding region runs from base 1 to 516 and encodes 171 amino acids.
AUGGAUUCAAUAUUCAGCAAGGUGAAAAGCCUCCGCAAGUCAAGCAAAUCGAAAUCAGAACCACCGAUAGCAGUCAAUACCUAUUAUGAACAGUACAGAACUGAGAAUAUGCAAACAGUCUUCAAAGACUACUACCCUUCAACAGACUUAAGCCGAGAAGAAAGAGACCUGCUGAUAACAAAGCGUCUCGAAGUGUCCAAGGCAGCCGAGCGGCUUGAGGUAGACAAAAAAGCCUUCACCGCCUCCAAUCACCAGGCAGCACAGGAGAGGGUGAAAGCGGGUCUCGUCGGGGCCUUCUGCAACUACGGACAGAUUGCAACCAAAGUUGACUACCUUACCUACCAAAUCUAUGUUAAUUUUGAGCCUAUUCAGACUAGCAAAAAGAAGUUAUCUUCUCAGGACCCAGGCCCAGACACAUCCAGAAAGAAACCAUUAUGGAACUCCUCGCCGUCCUCACCCAAGAUUUGCUUUCAACCAUGGAGUGGCGCAUGUCACACGGCGAAUACCGAAGCAUAG